This is a messenger RNA of Acytostelium subglobosum LB1, 1344 nucleotides long. RefSeq lists its product as hypothetical. Gene Ontology annotation, cellular component: nucleus. NCBI's taxonomy places the organism in Eukaryota, Evosea, Eumycetozoa, Acytosteliales, Acytosteliaceae. Gene Ontology annotation, biological process: proteasome localization; nuclear protein quality control by the ubiquitin-proteasome system. The record is from RefSeq and is a predicted model, not a curated record. The transcript has a single exon. The coding region runs from base 1 to 1344 and encodes 447 amino acids.
AUGAACUCACAAAGCUUCAUGUUGCCAGGAAUGGCACCACCCAUCCACAUGGGUUACUACAAUAGUAUGCCUACAAUGAACAAUCAAGGCCUCUACCACCACCAUCAUCAGUUGCCCAACAUCAUGGACAUCAACCCGAUGCACGCCGGUCUUGGACCAUUGGGCUCGCCACCUUUGAUCUCGCCCACAUCGUCCCCGGCCACCCUUUCAAACUCGCUCCCGCCUCUGUCGUUGCCGUCACAUCAAAGUUCCCUCUCACUCCAACAUCAACAACAACAGCAUCAACAUCAUCAACUCCAGCAACAGCAACAACAACAUCACCAUCAGCAACAGCAACAGCAACAUCAUCACCAACAGCAACAACAUGCUCAACAGUUACAUCAACAAGCACAACAACAUGCUCAACAACAAGCACAUCAACAACAACAGCAACAACAUCAUCAACAACAAGCACACCAACAACAACAGAUACAAAAUAUGAGCAGUCCACCUCAACAACAGACGACAUUGUCUGCCAUAUUGUCACAGUCGAUAUCUCAGAUACCAUCGUCGUCCGACUCGCUCCCUUCACCUGUCUACGAUCUUAAUGAACAGACACUGCUCCAAGGCAACGCCGGCAUGGCCAACACAGGCGUCGACGAAGCCGCCGCGGGCAACUCGCAGCUGACCUCACCCAAGGUCAAGUCGAAAAAGGGCGGCUCGUCAUCCUCAUCGUCGUCCAAGAAAAAGGGCAGUCCGCUAGAGGGCUCGCUCAACUCGCUCACCAAGGAGCAGCUGGUGGCACUGUGCUCGCAGUACUUCCAGACGAUGCACCCAGACCUCCAGCAGGAGUUUGAGAACGCCAUGCCGCCACCCGACCUCACCGAGUACACGCAGGAGCUGGAUUCGCUGCAGAAGAAGUACAACAAGCUGUUCCCCAACAACAAGUUUGUCUUUGACAACAACUCGUACAACCGCGUCAAGAGCGGCCUCAACAACUUUAAGAAGCAGCUCGUCGAGAAUGGCGAGGAGUUCAAGGAGAAGUCGGCCUGGUCCACGCUGCUGCAGUACGUCGUGCAGGCGCUGCCAUACGUCGUGCGCAUGCCCCAGUGGGACGACGAGAAGAACAACCAGUCACGGCAGGCGGCACUCGCCAAGAUGGACCUGUUUGGCAAGGCGGCCGUGCGUGGACUGAUGCUCAACGACACGUCGUUGGAGAAGUGGGAGCGCUAUCGCGUCAGUCUGAUGCAGCAUGCCAAUCACCUGACAACCACGAUCGAGGAGCUCAACAAAUCAAUUGAGCGCGCCAAGAAGAAGGAGGCCAAACUCGAGAAGUCCAUCAAGAAGAGAAAGGUCAGGAUGUAA